AUGACAAUUCGGCCCCCAUUCGGCCAUCGCAUGCGUGACGUCCAUUUCCAAUUCUCCCCCGCCUAUACCCCUCUGAACCACGGCUCCUUUGGCGCCUACCCACGCCCCAUCCAAGAAGCCCAAGAUACGUUUCAAAAACAAUGCACUUCCAGACCCGAUACAUUCUUCGUCUAUGACCUCCCCAAACUCAUCGAUAAAUCACGAGAAGCUGUGGCACCUCUCCUAGGUGCUGAUCCCAGGGAAGUAGUUCUAAUUCCGAAUGCUACGACGGGCACAAAUACCGUGUUGAGAAAUUUGAAAUGGCAGGAGCGUGAUUUGAUUUUCUAUUUUAGUACCAUUUAUGAUGCGUGUGAGAAGACGGUUGAGAGUGUGAGGGAGAUGUUGGGCGUGCAGGUUCUGACGCAUUGUCAGGUGUUGGAGUUUCCGAUUAAUGAGGAGGUGGAAUUGCAGAAGUUUAGAGAGUUUGUGAGGUCGGCUAAGGCUAGGGGGAUUAAUGUUAAGCUUGCUAUAUUUGAUACGGUCCUAACCUUCCCAGGCGUUCGAAUGCCUUGGGAAGACCUGGUACGGAUAUGCAAGGAACUAGGUGUUUUGAGUUUAAUUGAUGGUGCUCAUGGUAUCGGACACAUUGAUCUCACACAUCUUGGUUCAGUCAGUCCCGAUUUUUUCGUCAGUAACUGUCAUAAAUGGCUUUACACCCCUCGCUCCUGCGCAGUCUUUUAUGUGCCCCUCCGCAACCAACAUUUCAUCCGCACCUCCCUCCCCACAUCUCACGGCUACCGAAAAAGCUCUAAGGAUGAUACCCUAGAAGACAUCAACACAUAUUUCCUCUCCAUGUUCAAUUUCGUCGCAACAAUCGACUACACCCCGUACCUCUGCAUCCCCGCCGCAAUAUCCUUCCGCAACACCGUGUGCGGCGGCGAAGCAAUGAUCCGACAAUACUGUUUUGACCUCAGCAAAGUAGGAGGUUCUAUAUGUGCCUCCAUACUAGAAACAUACACACUCCCCAUUUCCGCAGGAAGAGAAACAUGUUUUACUAAUAUUCGACUACCAAUACCAUUUUGGGCCGAUGGUCCUAAGAACCAUCACGGAGAUGAAAUUUCAACCGCUUUCCAGCCGAGUGAUGCGGAGAAAAUUAAAGUCUGGUUGAAUAAAACUGCAGUCGAGGAAUUCGAUACGUAUCUUCAGAUUGGUUGGCAUGCGAAUGUUCUGUGGGUGAGAUUGAGCGCGCAGAUAUAUUUGGAAUUGCGGGAUUUUGAGUUGGUGGGGGAGAAAUUGAAGGGGUUGUGUGAGAGGGUUAAUGAGGGGGAAGUAGAGGGAACUAGGAGGGUGGAGAAACUGCAAAAUGUGGAAAUUUCCGAGAAGAGGUAG
Molecule: messenger RNA, 1368 nt
Organism: Sclerotinia sclerotiorum 1980 UF-70
Lineage: Eukaryota; Fungi; Ascomycota; Leotiomycetes; Helotiales; Sclerotiniaceae
Exons: 3
Coding region: 1-1368 (455 amino acids)
Source: RefSeq, a predicted model, not a curated record